AAGCAUCUUUCCAUGUCACUGCUUUGGUUUGAACAUUGUGUAUGUGUAUUGAGUAGGGAAGUUCUGUUGUUCUGGUAAUAUUUGGUUUAUGUCUGUUUGUUCGGUUCUCGAACCUAAACUAAUCUGAAGAAAUGAGCGACAUAGAUGACGUCUGGGAUGAUUUAUCAGGUUUACCAGCCGAUCCACCUAGAAAGAGAGAAAUAUGCCCAAGCUGUAGGAGACCUGCUGUUGUUUGCUGGUGCCCAUAUCUACCGAAGACCCCACUGGAUAUACAGUGUCGUUUGAUUUUACUCCAACACCCAGCAGAGGAGAAACGUUGCCUCCGUACAGCCCCAAUGCUUUCGUUGGGACUUUUACCUGGGAAAUGCUUGAUAUUCAAAGGGAAAAAAUUUCCCCUGAACAAGCACAUUGGUCUGGAAGAAAUAUUGAAGUCACCAGACGCACUGCUUUUGUAUCCCUCCAAGGAUGCUGUUGAAAUCUUCCGGUUGCCUUCUGUCUCUGAGAGAAAGUCUCCAUAUGACCUAAUCGUGAUUGAUGGAACAUGGCCUCAAGCGAAAGCUAUUUUCCAUGCCACACCUCUGUUGCACAACAUCAGACAGGUGAAAUUGGUCCAUGGAUUAAUUAGUGAGUAUGUAAUCAGGAGCCAACCAACAGAUGGAUGUCUGUCUACACUCGAAGCUGCUGCCCAAGCACUGUCACACUUAGAGGACCGUGCAGAUGUGACAGAUGUAUUAUUACGACCAAUGCAUGCACUGUGCAACUUUCAGUUAGAUUAUGGUGCAGUUACACACAGCAGCACGGAAGCAAGAGUACGUAAUGGAACAUAUCCACGGCAGAUAGGCAAACGUCUCAGUCGACUUUUGGCAGCUAAUUCUGAAAUUGAUGACACCAGCUGUACCUGACAGCUAGAAGGUGGUUAAGUAUUUAGGGAGAAAUUACUUGCUUUUUUGCUUGGCCAUUCAUCAUUUCUCCUCUAAUGUGAAGGCUAAUGAAGUCCAUAGCAGACAAGAAAAGAGUGGUCUGCAAAUUAGGUGCAGUGCGGUGCUCCAGAGACACUUUAUGUAUCUUGAGACAGAUGAAGGUGAUGGGAAAAGUAACACCGAGAAUGUUAUUGUAUUAGUGAUGGCUGAUCUGCUAUUUGAACUCACUUUAUUCCUCCAAAUAACACCAAACCUCAGUCUGUUGCAAUUUGCUCUGUCACCGGGAGUCUUGAUCCAUUCUCAUUAAGAUAAAUAUCUGGAAGCUCUUCCUUGAUGAUCAUAUGCUCUAACCUGAGCGUUUGUCUCUGUGUAUACUGGGGCAUUACUAUAUUUGUUCUGUUUAUGAUAACAUAAAGUUUUCCCAUUCACAUCUUGGUCAGUAGUGAAUUUUCACAAAUAUUUCCAGACAAAUGAAGCCAACUUAAAAAUCUCCCAAAGCAGGUUUGUGUUACUGUUACCAGUUCACCCAGUCAGAGAAUAUACUGUCAUAAGAUGGAACAAUAUGACAUGAUAUUGAGAGUAAAAUAGAUAGUUAUGCAACAGAUUAAGCAUUUCUCUUUGAGUUACUGCCCUGCCCUUUAUGUUAUAGUCAUUUCAGUUUGUGUAGCAGAUGUUCUUGCAUGCAUAAUUAAAGUGGCUGGCAAGAGAGAGAAUAUACAAUUUGAUUUUGGCUUUUUAAGUUUUGCCAUAUUGCUUGUGGACAGACAGCAUAUUAUAUGAAACAGUGUAACUGCUGUACGUUCAUUUAAAUAGUGUUUUGAAACAAUUUUAAUUGUGAAUUCUGUUACUUGUAGCUUCAUGGUUGCUGCAAUAUAAUUAAUUUUCAUUUUGAUUUCUUAAAAAAUGUACAUUUUGUUUAACAUAGUGUAAAACACUAGUUUGGAUGGUAUCUCACGUGCAAUAUGUUUGCUACCUUAAAUUAUGUAUUGUGUACUGUGCCUUUUCUGGUGUCUUUUCAGAAUUAGUUUCAACACGCAGAAAAUUGUGGACUGACUUUGUAAUUCUAUUUUUGCCAUAGUUGGUAUUUACAAUAAUAUAACUAAAUAUGUUUAAAGUUAACAUUGAGCCAGACUGAGAUAAUGGCACAGUUUCUGCUUAUGAAGAUGUAUUUUAAACACUAUGUUGGAAAUACAAGGUUGUAAUGUAUUUGGUAAUAGGAUUUUUAUGAAAUGCUCUUUGUUUUUAGUGCCACUUGGAUCAAAAGAAAUGCAUUUUAUGUCUUUUGCAGCUAUGCUUGGAAAGGUUAAUUUUGUUGUAAAAUCAUAUAUCCUUUAAGGAUGUUGUUUAUGUCAGAAGCUUUAGCUGAGGUACUAACUGGUUGUGCUUUAGUAUGUUACACACCAGGAAUAUGCUAAAAGAAGAUCCUGCAAAAUCAGUCGUGCAAUAAUUUUUACAGUGUUUUCAUCAGAAACUAACUGAUAAUGUUGCUAAAUAAAUAUUGUGAUACUUUA
Molecule: messenger RNA, 2431 nt
Organism: Schistocerca serialis cubense
Lineage: Eukaryota; Metazoa; Arthropoda; Insecta; Orthoptera; Acrididae
Gene: Dtwd2
Product: tRNA-uridine aminocarboxypropyltransferase 2
Exons: 4
Coding region: 132-902 (256 amino acids)
Source: RefSeq, a predicted model, not a curated record